AUGGUUGCGCCAACUGCUGUUAAGAGACAAGAAGAAGCUACUGCUGGUCCCAGCCGAAUUCUUGGUGAUGGGGCACCAACGGCUAUGAUUGAUGAGGAUGAUGAUGAAAUUUUGAUUGACCAAGAUAUGGAGGAAGAAGCACCAAAGAAGAGCAAGAAAGAGGCAGCUGGUGUUGUUUUGGAUGAAUCUGGAAAGCCAAGGUUUGGCGCAGCUAAGGACCAGGCCACGACUAAGGUUAAACUGGAGUCCAGAAAAGUGCCUGUGCCACCACACAGAAUGACGCCAUUGCGGAACAGUUGGAACAAGAUAUACCCUCCUCUUGUGGAUCACUUGAAAUUGCAAGUUCGUAUGAAUUUGAAGACCAGAACUGUUGAGUUACGUACUCACCCAAAGCAUACAACAGACCCUGGUGCUCUACAGAAAGGUGCUGAUUUCAUCAAGGCCUUCACACUGGGUUUUGAUCUGGAUGAUUCUAUCGCACUACUAAGGUUGGACGAUCUGUAUAUUGAAACUUUUGAAGUUAAGGACGUGAAGACACUUACCGGUGACCAUUUGUCGAGAGCCAUCGGCCGUAUUGCAGGUAAAGAUGGUAAGACUAAGUUCGCCAUUGAGAAUGCCACCAGAACUAGAAUCGUGCUAGCAGAUUCCAAAAUACAUAUCCUGGGUGGGUUCACACAUAUCAGAAUGGCAAGAGAAGCCGUUGUUAGCUUGAUCUUGGGUUCUCCACCAGGUAAAGUCUACGGUAACCUACGUACUGUUGCUUCAAGAUUAAAAGAACGUUACUAA
Messenger RNA from Nakaseomyces glabratus, 786 nucleotides. It is a transcript of the gene PNO1, whose product is annotated as Pno1p. Gene Ontology annotation, cellular component: nucleolus. Gene Ontology annotation, molecular function: RNA binding. Lineage: Eukaryota; Fungi; Ascomycota; Saccharomycetes; Saccharomycetales; Saccharomycetaceae. The record is from RefSeq and is a predicted model, not a curated record.